AUGAAUAAAUCGAUCGGAAAGAGAGCACCCCAGAGAACCGACGAGGACAUUGCUGCUGGAAGUGCGGAUGUCGGUGGAGUGGACAAUAGUCCAGAUCAAGCAAUAAAAAAAAGAAACUGGAUAUUGAAAAAGGACUUGUGUUCUAGAACAAUGUUGAAGAAAGAACUCUCAAAAGGUGGUAAUAAUGCGACGAAUGGGUCAACUGGCACAUUAAUGGUUGCGGAUAUCCGUUCUACAGACGGGAAAUAUCACCGCAUGGUACUCGAUCGCUCUCGAAAAAUCAUCAAAUUCACAAUAACUGGAGGUGAUGAAGAGAAACAGCAAAGUAUGUCGAAGGAUUUAAAUGAAUUAAUUUGUGUACGGGGCACGCCAAUUACUAUGAGACGGGGACUGCCGUCCGAUUUGAAUAAAAAUGCGAAACAAGUCGACACUCCAAAUCAUUUAUACUUUUAUUUUGCUGAAAAAAGAAGAAAACGUCACUGGCGUAUCCGUACAGUUACCGCUCUAUUUACUACCACCACUGAUAAAAAGUUGUGGUUGGAUGUUUUGGAUUCUUCUCUUCAUGAAUUGGAGCAAAGGCCAAAAACAUUGUUGAUAUUUGUAAAUCCAUUUGGUGGCAAAGGUAAAGCCAAAAAAAUUUAUUCAGAUCAGGUAGCCAAAAUUUUGGAAAUGGCUGAUAUUCAGUGCGAUGUAGUAAUGACACAGCGUGCAAAUCAUGCUUUUGAUUACCUUAAACAACUUGAUUGUUCACAAUGGGAAAAGAUUGAUGGUGUUGUUUCGGUGGGUGGUGAUGGUCUCUUCAAUGAAUGUCUCUCUGCUAUUGUUUGCAGGACACAGGAAGAAAUAGGAAAAGAUAUAUCUGAUGUUAACAUUGAUGUCCUAAAGACGCCACGAAUGCGUUUUGGUAUAAUUGGUGCUGGUUCUGCAAAUUCCAUUGUUUCUUCCGUUCAUGGCACUGAUGAUUGCCCAACUGCUGCUAUACACAUCGCGCUUGGUAGUACGUGUUCGGUAGAUGUGUGUACGGUUCACAGAGGCGAUGAUCUUAUGCGAAUAUCUGCAAAUGCAGUCUCAUAUGGUUGGCUUGGUGAUGUAUUAGCUGAUUCUGAGCGAUACAGAUGGAUGGGACCUUUAAGAUACCAAUAUUCCGCCUUACGAACAACAGUCCGUAAUCCUGCUUAUUUUGGUCGUGUAUCGUUUAGCUUAAUCCCAGAAGCCGCUGAAAAGAAUGAUUUAAGUCUUUUGCCGAAAUGCACUAAUCCAUGCUCCAUUUGUAACAAAAAUGUCGAAGCUGAUAAGAAUUAUCCAUUUCAUUUACAAACUGAAUUUUGCCAUAUUAUAUGUUGCGUGGUGCCAUGUGUUAGUCCAUUUACACCGUAUGGACUAGCUCCGUUUACUGGCAUUGGUGAUGGAAGUAUGGAUCUAGCUCUGAUUCCACGAAUUUCACGGUGCUCCAAUUUGUCAUUCAUUCGAAAAGUUGCAAUGAAUGGUCCUAAAAGUGUUUUAUCAAUGGGCAAUAAGUUAAAUGUUUUCCGAGUUAGUCGGUGGGCAUUUACCCCUGCUUCUUUACUUGAACAUGUGAAUACUAAUGAAUCCUUUGAUUCGACUAAUGCUCAGGGCUCGUGGAAUUUGGAUGGAGCUCUAUAUGAUAUCACUCGAUUCGAAACUUAUAAUAUUUACGUUGUCAGCGAUUUGCACACGGUUUUCGCAGUGUUGUUUUUAAUGAAUCGUUUCUUUGCAACGUAUUACGCAACUGGUUUUCAACAAAGUGGUGUGAAAGUUUUGCGCGAUUUCAGUUGGAGUGCUAAAGUGAAUUUGAAGUUUGAUAUACAUUUGUUGGCCGGUGAUUGCGAUACAGCCUUGGAGAAUCUUAAACCUAUAGUUGUGCUUACGUUACAUUUUAUUGAAGGUUCCACCAAGACGUACGAAUUUACUGAGGAAGAAAAAGAAUCCAGCAGAAAUUUAAUUAGGAGUGGAAUGUAUUCAAAAUUACCUCCAGGAUAUAUAACGAAAUCAACUACCAUUAUUUUAUCAUCUUCCACGCUGUUAUAUGGACUUAUCGAAUACAUCACAGGAAAUGAAGUCUUUCAGCGAAAACAACUUAUUCCACUACUGAAUUGCAUACGAAGACCAGAGUUGACGGCGCAGUUCAAUAUUUAUUUGGCAAAAUAUCGUCUAUUACCGCUAUUCAGUCACAGUUAUCGGGAGUAUCCGGAGCUUAAUUGUGAUGUAAUGAAUAUGCACUUCAGGAAUCCGAUUGGAUUAGCUGCUGGCUUUGAUAAAGACGCUGAAGCAAUAAAAGGUUUGCGAAAAAGUGGUUUUGGUUUUAUUGAAGUAGGCACGGUAACACCGUUACCACAAAAAGAUGAUUCUGACUUUGUGGUUAAACCUUUAUUUCGAGAUGAAGGAUACGUAAGUCGCGGUAAAUUUAAAAGUGCAGGAUUGGAUACUGUAUAUUUAUUUGUUAAAAAAGCUUACGAACGGAAUUCUGAUGUCCCACUGGGUGUAAAUAUUGGCAGAAAUACAAGAUUUGACGGGCUUAAAGCGGAUUACAGCCUUGGUGCUUAUCAUUUUGCCCCUUUUAGUAAUUAUUUGGUUGUGAAUUUUGGUGGUCAAUCUGGCCUAGAGACAAUCAGCGAUAUGGAUAUUGCAUUACAAGGCGUUAGUUCCGCUAUUAAUCAAAUAGUACGGGCUGGUGAACCUCCGCCUAAAAUUCUAAUCAAAAUCCCACCUGAUUUGUCCAUCGUAGAUUUGAAAAAAAUUAUCAAGAUAGCGCUAAACAAACGAUAUAGUGUAGAUGGAAUGAUAAUUUCGAAUUCUACUACCAGCUAUCCGGAAAAUCUUCAUACUGUGGUACUAGAAAAUGGUUUUUUGAGCGGCAAGCCACUACGAGAUAUAAGUACAAAUUGCAUACGUAAUGUUUACAGUUUAUCACAUGGUAAAAUCCCAAUCAUUGGAUGCGGAGGUAUAUCAUCUGGCGAAGAUGCAUAUGAGAAAAUUCGAGCUGGUGCAAGUUUUCCAAUUAUAGGACGAAUAAAACGAGAACUGUUGGAAUGUCUUGCUCGGGAUGGUUUUCGCAAUAUAUCUGAAGCUGUUGGUGCUGACCAUAGGAAAUAA
This is a messenger RNA of Acanthocheilonema viteae, 3114 nucleotides long. NCBI's taxonomy places the organism in Eukaryota, Metazoa, Nematoda, Chromadorea, Rhabditida, Onchocercidae. The record is from the annotation of a GenBank genome assembly.